CAAGGUGAGCGUCGCAAGACUCUUACGUCGAGGAAAAAGGGAUCCAGAGACAGAGCGAUCGUUGAAACGAAAAUAUAUACAGCGAAAUAAGUUCUCGGGAGGGUCAACAAGUGUUUAACAAGUGUUUCUUUCAUGUGCGUGUUAAAUCACUCGAUCCGAGGAUAAUAACUUUCCAACGUUCUAUUUAUUCUCUCAGAAGCGUGUGACAGGAUCUUAAGUAACAAAUAAGUCACUUAAGAUGGAGGACUCCUCGCAACUGACAGACCUGAGCGAUCAUCGAUCACCCCAGCAUCAUCAUCGGCACCACUAUCAUCACCAUCAUCAUCAUCAUCGGGGUAGAACGCCCGUGGGCGAGAUCGGCGACGACGAGUGCAGCACCGACAGCGGCUGCAGCAGCGGCGGUAGCACCGGAAGCGGCAGCAAACGCCUGUCGCGUUCCGGAAGCGGCGAACGCCUGUGCAGAUCCAGCCGAUCGCCCAGAACCCACAGUUACUUGGACCGAUUGCGGGGACGACCGACGCGAUCCCAGGAACGGUUCAGCAGCAGCGUCCAGAGAUCGUCGGAACGCACCUGGAGCCCCUUCAAGGACGUGAAGAAUCUAUCCCUCGGCGGGGUAUCGCCCUCGUCCUAUUCAUCCAGCCCCUCGGACGCGCACAGCAGCAGCGACAGCGAUUCCUUUAAGAGGCCGUCUACUGCGGAGACUCUGCGCCGGACCUUCGAGAGUUUGAAGAUCACCUCGUCCAAGUGGGAGAACAACAAGGAGAAGAAGCUCGUGAAGAAGAGUCCGAAAAGAAUCUUGCGCAGUCCGGUGUCCUACAUGUAUGUCCGCGGACUAUCCGGUCUGCCGACUCAAAGGGUCCCACGAAACUCGGGCUACCUUCAGUAGCGGACGAUAAGGAUUUGCUCCUGCCGGGAUUCAAUCGAGCUUUAUUGAUAAAUAGAUCCUGAGAUUCUAGGACCAAGACACACUUGUCCUAUUCAUCCAGUCCCUCAGACGCGAUUCCUCAAAGAGGCCAUCCGGUCUGCCAACCCAAAUGAUCUCACGAAACUCGGGUCAUCUUUAGUAGCGGACGAUAAGAAUUUGCUCCUGUCGGGAUCCAAUCAAGCUCUAUUGAUAAAUAAAUCCUGAAAGAUGAAGGACCAAGACACACUCUGCCAGAUUCUAUCUCUCGACGAGGUCCUGCCCUCGUCCUAUUCAUCCAGUCCCUAGGACGCGAUUCCUUAAAGAGGUCAUCCACCGUGAAGACUCUGCGCUGGGCCUUCGACAGUCUAAAGAUCACCUCGUUCAAGUAGGAGAACAACAAGCAGAAGAAGGGGAUUCGUGAAGAAGAGCCCUAAAAGAAUCCUGCGCAGGCUGGUGUCCUACAUGUACAUCCGCGGACUAUCCGGUCUGCUGACCCAAAAGGUCCCACUAAACUCGAGUCACCUUCAGUAGUGGACGAUAAAGAUUUGUUCCUGCCGGGAUCCAAUCGAACUCUGUUGAUAGAUAGAUCCUAAAAGAUGUAGUACACACUCUGCCAGGAAAAGGCGAGGAAUUCGUAUUUAAGGAUUAAUAUAUGCGCAGUUGAGCGUGGUUCCUUCUCGACAGUUUUUACUUAAAAAUUGCCCACGUGUUUUCAAAACACGAACUAUUGCUGCAGAUUUUCCUAAAUUCUUUGUGGAAUUUUACGUCCCCUUUUUCUAACUCAUCGUUCGUUUUCAUCUACGAUAUCACGCUGGGGAUAUUUUCUCCAAUCGGAUACUUCUGUCCUCAGUAGUACAAGUCAAGCGUAAUGCCGGACUCAUUUAGACCGAUCGAUUAGAUCGAAACGAAGACAGAAAUGAAAAGGAAAAUAAACAUUAAGAUUCAGAAAGAAGAUAAUUGAAUUAAUCUAUCAGUGUAUGGAUAUCCGGGUACCUCCAACUGCGAUUCGACAUAUUGACAAUUUAUUUCUAGCUGCUGAGCAUCCGACAUUCUUUUUUACUAUAUUUUAGACGGUUUAUCGAAUAUAAAAGCUCUUUGUAUUUCAUUUUGUGUGGAAAAAAAUUCCGGCACAUUUGAACAUUUAACAUAUAAAGUUACUUUAGGUACCUGGGUAGCCAAAAGUUAAUUGACAGAAAGGGUUAAAUAAAUAUAUUAAGCGCAGAUGGUUCUCGAUACAAAAUAGGACAAAUCUUUGAUGUAUUCGGGAUCGUCUGCGCGACACUUUCUAAUACUUUUGCAACAUCUUUUUACCGAAAUCUUUGCUGUAUCAAGUCAUGUCGUAGGGUGUUUUAAAGCCAAGAUACUCUUCUCGUAAUUAUAGUUAUACACAUCUUAACUUUUAAGGAUACCUAAUCUCGAGUCGGACUAAUGUUCUCUCUAAUUGAGCGAUAUAUUGGAGGACAUUUAGCGUACGAACAUGCAGACUGAUAGAUUUAAUGUAACAUUAAUCCUUACUCCAUCAUUUAUCAGCAAAAAUAUGUAGGAUUUCGCUAAUCUUAUGCUAUACUUAUCUUUAUUGUAUAACUUCCUUUACAAUAGUUCACUUGGAUUCUCUCUUCAAGAGACGAAUGACUUCUUAAAAAUUAUAAAAAAUACGAGAAAUUACA
Messenger RNA from Nylanderia fulva, 2571 nucleotides. RefSeq lists its product as uncharacterized. The record is from RefSeq and is a predicted model, not a curated record. Lineage: Eukaryota; Metazoa; Arthropoda; Insecta; Hymenoptera; Formicidae.